Molecule: messenger RNA, 2688 nt
Organism: Ustilaginoidea virens
Lineage: Eukaryota; Fungi; Ascomycota; Sordariomycetes; Hypocreales; Clavicipitaceae
Exons: 3
Coding region: 1-2688 (895 amino acids)
Biological process (GO): signal transduction; regulation of fungal-type cell wall organization; activation of GTPase activity
Cellular component (GO): cell cortex
Molecular function (GO): GTPase activator activity
Source: RefSeq, a predicted model, not a curated record
AUGGCCUCUCCCAUCUCCGCGGCGAACCAACACAACUCGUCCCGUCAUUCGUCGCUGGCUGCGGCCACUCCUUCUUCACCACCCAACAAGCGUGACUUGAAGUCAUGGUGGAAAGGCUUCAAGUUGCCAUCAAAGCAACACGAUCCUCUCGCUGAAAGUCGAGCCCCCGGGAUCUUCGGCGUUCCUCUGCGCCAAAGUAUCACGUACGCCAAUGUCGCGAUAUCUCUGAUUGAUGAAAAUGGUCAAAGCUACAUUUACGGAUACGUACCCAUAGUGGUGGCCAAGUGUGGCGUGUUUCUCAAAGAAAAAGCCACUGGAGUCGAGGGAAUUUUCCGACUAAGCGGUUCGGAAAAGCGGAUUAAAGAACUCAAGCAGGUUUUCGACUCCCCGGACCGGUACGGCAAAGGCCUUGUUUGGGAUGGAUAUACGGUGCAUGACGCCGCGAAUGUCCUCCGCCGAUACCUGAACGAUCUCCCGGAACCCGUGGUACCGCUAGCUCUUUAUGAGCAGUUUCGUGAUCCCCUCCGCGGGGCGACAAAGCAACCGCUGGGCGAUGCCGACGGACCUCAGUUCGUGGAGAAUUUCGACGAGCAGGCAGCGAUCAUAAAGUAUCAACAGCUCAUUACCGAACUUCCCCCGCUCAACCGGCAACUCCUCUUGUAUAUCCUGGACCUGCUGGCCGUUUUCGCCGCCAAAUCGGAUGAGAACCGGAUGAACCCGCAAAACUUGGCCGCCAUCUUUCAGCCCGGCAUGCUUUCGCACCCCAACCACGCCAUGGCUCCAGAGGAGUAUCGACUCAACCAAUGUGUGCUGAUUUUCCUCAUCGAAAACCAGGAUCAUUUCUUGAUCGGCAUGCGCGGUACCGCUGCCGACGAAAACACCAAGAAGGAGGUGGAAUCAGGAACACCAACGACUCCGAACGUGAAGGGGGUUUCUCGGACGGCGUCCAAUGCCAGCGCCGGAGCCAACAGCGUCAGAAAAGAGGGACAACUACGUCGUAACCGAUCCGUGUCUUCCAAACACUCGCGAGGUGAAGGGAGCAUUGGGUCGCACAGCCCUUCUCAUACCGCAACCACGACGGGGGGGUUGGGUCGCAGCAACACUGUCCCCUCCAAGAAAUCGCCUGCUCUAGCCGGAGGCAAGUUCAGAAAGGUCGAAAGCCCUGGCCAGCAACAGCCUGCAGCACGCCUCAACGUCAUGACGCCCAUAAGGCCUGUAAUGGCCGCGCCGGAAUCCCCAGCCUCAAGCCCAAACUAUGUAGGGGAAGGUUCGGCGAAGAGUCCGACACCCCUCGCUUCUCAGGCAUCUGGACCGAGCCAGGAAAGACUGCUGGAUAUUAUUCCCCAGGAGUCGACCCCAGUCCCUUCCAAGGAGAGAAACUUGCCAAGCCUGUUUCAACGGUCACCAGCGGAAGGCGGCGAAAAAAAGAAGCCAAACAAGCUAAAGAAGAAGAGAAUACCGGGCAGCGUGAACAUUAGCGCGCAAAGCUCCAACGCCUCUCUCAUACACUCAAAUGCCGCCUCGCCAGCCUUUGAGAUGUCGAACCCAAUGGAGUCAAUCCAGCCCAUAUUGGAACAAAUCACCCCCGCAUUAGCCACGCUGGCCAUGACUGAGCCUCCUCAGUCUGCGGUCCCGGUCCCGCAUGAUCGUGCGCCCUCGAAAUUAACCGAAUCUAUCGAAGACGAUAAAAAAGCAUACCCGACAAAGUCAUCGGCUCCCCCCUAUCAGUCAAACGAUGUCUCGUCGGAACUGACGCCCCGAGCUUCGCAACUAGCCUCACAUUACGACACGUUGCAUUCAGACGAUAACCUUCAAAGUACGAAGUCGCCGCCAACGUCGAUUUACUCGUCAUACAACGAAGGGUCCGAUCUUGAUCAGAUCGUCGAAGGCCAGACCAUUGGGCACGCAGACGGUCCCGACAAGGAAAGAAAGAAGCGCUGGAGACUAUCAAGGACCAGGAGGGACGACAAUAGUGGUUCUCUGCACUCGCUGGGGAGUCCGCCUCCCACCAACCUUUGGUCGAACACCGGCGCCGAAACAAGCACGACGACGGUAGGCAGCGGCACCAGCAGGCCGCGCAAGAGCCUCACUCAGGACGAAUCGUCGGAACCCCAUCCCUUGGAUAUGUUGAGCAACCACCACGAAGAUGACAGGGACAAUGGCAAGGAUGAUGCGAGAGGUCCCAUUGGCUGGAUCAAGAACAAGUAUCGUGAGGCCAAGGGAAACGCCGAGCAACGCCGGAAUAAAUCGCCAGCGGCGGAUCGGCACGCUGAUCGACAGGGUAUUAGCGCUGCCUUGUACUCUAGGGGAAGGAGCAUGGAUAUCAAGAGAGAAAAAGAAGAGGGCGAAAAGCCAGCAGUAGAUAGGCCGAGCGAAGCCGUGUUGUCCCCCGAGCCGGCGGUUUUGCAGAGCCCUCCAGCGGGACCAAAGAUGGUUGAGGAGGUGAAACCCUGCAACCCGGAUUUCCCACUAAGGCCCGUCCCCGAAGCCUCCGAGGAGCCGUCUCUGAGACACGCGCAGCAGCUGCAGCCGGCAUACCCGCAGUCGGAUGCCACGAACGAAGCAAGGUCGCAAACGCAGGCAGCGGAGUCUUUUGAACCAAUACCAGAAGCUUCGCCAGCACCAGCGCCUGAACCUCCUGCAGCCGCAAUGAUGGAAGCGCAAACAGAACCCACCAAGCGGGAGUGA